AUGCAUUUAUUUAUAUCAAAAUAUUUGUUGAUUAUAACAAAGACUAUUACUGCAGAUCAAUUAGGCGAUCAAUUGAAUGAAUUGGAUAUUUAUCAAACUAAUCCAUAUCCAUCUUUAUCUCAAUUAGAAUCAUAUCGAGCAAAUAAUAGAAUAAAUCAACCAAAUAAUAUUUAUCCCUUGAAUAAUCACCAUCAUUAUUAUUAUCAACAACAACCGCACCAACAACAACAACAACAACAAACGUAUAUGCUAACUAGUAGUAGUAGUGGUAGUAGUCGUAGUCCUAGUAGUAGUAAUAGUAGCAGCAGUAGUAGCAGUAGUAGUAGUAGUAGUAGCAGUAGUAAUAGUAGAUUUCUUAAUCAUAUAUCUUAUCCUUCUUCUAAUGUCCAUGAAAAUAAAUGGAAUGCUUAUUUCAAUCGUAUAAAUAAUCCAUAUAUCAGUCAUAACUCUAUGAAUAAUAACAAUAGUCAUGAUAUUGAUCAAUCAUCACAUUAUACUUCAGUACCUAUAAUUUUACCCAAUUCAAUAGCUCUAGCAUCAUUACCUGUUUCUUCCUCCUCCUCCUCCGCCUCCUCCUCACCAUCAUCAUCAUCAUUAUCAAGUGUAUCAUAUACUCCUGAUGAAAUAUCUCAUCCUUUUUUAGCCGGUGAGUCACAAAUAGAACAAAUUUUAAAAUCUAUACUGACUAAUUAUAAAUCUCAUGAAAGACCAAAUGAAAAUUCUCCAGAUCCAACCAUUGUCAGUGUAUUCAUUCAUAUUAUAGAUAUAUCAUCAAGUAAUGUAGUACAAAUGGAGUAUACAAUUAAUUGUUAUCUACGUCAACAAUGGUAUGAUCCACGUUUAUCUUGGGAUACUAACAGGUUGUUGAAUAAUCCUAUAAAAGAAUUAUUAUUAAAUCAACAGAGGAAACAAUUAUGGUUGCCUGAUUUAUUUUUUCGUAAUGGUAAAUCAGGUUUUUUACAUGAUAUGUCACAACCAAAUUAUUUAUUACGUGUUAAAUCUAAUGGACAAGUAUUGUAUAGUCAAAAAAUUACUAUGACAUUAUCAUGUCAAAUGUAUUUGCGUAAAUUUCCUAUGGAUAAACAAGAAUGUACAGUGAAUAUUGGUUCAUAUGGAUAUACAAUUGAUCAGUUGAAAUUUAUAUGGCAUCAUGAUAAACCAGUCACUAUAUCUGAUAAUUUACAAUUAUUAGAAUUUGAAAGUCCACAUGGUGCAUACACUUUGGACUGUACAAAGAAUGGUACAACGAGUACAGGAACGUAUAGUUGUUUACUGCUUAUUAUACCACUUCGAAGAUUAAUUGGUUCGUACAUUGUGACAACAUAUAUUCCGGAAGUUUUAAUUGUUAUGGUGUCAUGGUUAGGAUUUUGGAUUGAUAUUAAAGCAGUACCAGCUAGAGUAACGUUAGGUUUGUUAACAUUGCUUGGUUUACUAACUGAAAGUAGCAGUGUCAGUUCACAGUUGCCUAAAGUAACUUAUUUAAAGGCGAUUGAUGUUUGGCUAACUGUCUGUUUAUUAUUUGUGAUAGCAGCAUUAGCUGAAUUCGCUUAUGCUUAUUUAAUGGCGCCUAAAAGUGAAAGUCCUGAAUGGGAACCAGAAGUAAGAGAUUUAGUUAAAACUCUGUUAACAAAUUAUACUGGUGAAGUUCGAUGUUGUUGUUGUUUCACAAAGAAUCGACAUCAUAAACCUAUUUUAAAGGGGAAUAAUCAAAGAUCCCAAUCACAUCAACCACAAUCAUCCCUAGAUAGUACACAUAAAAAGCUGAAUUCACACACAAGAGAUAUUGAAUCGGAUCCUGAGUUAACAGUGAAAACAAUAAAACAUUCAAACAGAACAAGUAGAUCAAGGCAUAUCAGAUCGAUGAAUGUACGUUGUAAAGUCUGUGAUUCUUAUCAACCAGUAUGUUGUACUUGUCCAGCUUGUGCUCGAUUAAAAUGUCCUGAAGCACCAAGAAAAAAGUCAGCACAUGUGAAAAUACCAACGAAACAUUUAAAAUUAAAACAAACAGAAUCAAUUAAUCAUCAUGAAAAUAUCAAGAUACAUGAAAUAACUCACAAUUUAGUAGAUUAUCCUGCAACAAUGAAACUAAUGCAAAAACCUAAAACAUUUCGACAAAAACAUUCACAACCUUUGAGAAUUGAUUCAUGUCGUGUAUCAAUUGAACCGUUAUUAGAUAAACAACCGAAAAAAUCAGCAUUAAAAGUAAAAACUACAACAACAGUUAACAUUAAUGAUAAUGAUCAUUUAACAAUUCCAAGCAAAGAUUCAAAAACAACCACAUUUUUAGAUAAUGUAAAAAAAGAAAUAAUCAGUGAACCUUUCAAAAAUUCAAAUCAUAAUAAUUAUCAUCAUCAAAUUAAUCAAUCAGAUGAAAAAUUAUGGUGUUUAAAAAAUGCCUUACAUCAAUGUUUAUGUUGUUUAAAAUGUAAUUCACAUCAUCAGCGUCAUUCAUUGCAGCAUCAAGCUUUAAAACAAAUUUCAACUAGUAAAUUAACCACUUCUACUAAUGUUAAAGUUAAUAAUAAAUCAAUGAAAAUUGUUAACAUGAACAAUACUCAAUCAACUUAUGAAUCAAAAAUCGAUGCUUAUAGUCGACUCAUUUUUCCAAUAUCUUUUUUUCUAUUCUUGUGUAUUUAUUGGCUAUUCUAUUUGGUAUUAGCUAAAGAUUAA
Molecule: messenger RNA, 2670 nt
Organism: Schistosoma turkestanicum
Lineage: Eukaryota; Metazoa; Platyhelminthes; Trematoda; Strigeidida; Schistosomatidae
Source: the annotation of a GenBank genome assembly